CUCAGCGUUCGUCUCGCCUCCUUGUCUAACACACGCGCAGCCCCGUCCGAGGGAGCUGCAGAGAGAGAAGGGCUUGGCAGAGCUCGUGGACACACAUGUGGACGAGUGCACCACGAUCUCCGGCGUGUGCGAUGGUGGCGAGUGCACCAACACGGCAGGAAGCUACGUGUGCACGUGCCCGCGCGGCUUCAUGACCAGUCCAGAUGGAUCCCGCUGCAUUGACCAGCGGAUUGGCACAUGUUUCUCAGCGCUGAUCGGCGGGCGCUGCGCCGGGGAGCUCCCAGGCCACUACACCAAGAUGCAGUGCUGCUGCGACUCCGGGCGCUGCUGGGCGAUCGGGCAGACCCCUGAACUGUGCCCCGUCAGGGGAUCCGAUGAGUACCGCAGGCUCUGCAUUGAAGGGCUCCCGGCCGUGCCAGGCUUCUCUGGGAGCUUCCCUGGGAUUCCUGGGUUUGGGCCAAACGGUGUCGGGCCUGGAAUCGGCGGACCUGGAGGCAUCGGACCUAAUGGGGCAAACGGCCAAGGCGGGAUCCCGGGGCUUCCUGGGAUGGGCCCUGGAAGUUCGAGCAUUGGAACUGCCACCUUAAAUCAGACCAUCGACAUCUGCAAGCACUUCACCAACCUGUGUCUGAACGGGCGCUGCAUCCCCACCCCCUCCAGCUACCGCUGCGAAUGCAACAUGGGAUACAAGCAGGACGUGCGUGGCGAGUGCAUUGAUGUGGACGAAUGUUCCAGCAGCCCCUGCGUGCACGGCGACUGUGUGAACACACCUGGCUCCUACCACUGCAAGUGCCAUGAGGGCUUCCAGAGCACCCCCACCAAGCAGGCCUGUAUCGACGUUGACGAGUGCAUCAUGAAUGGCGUGAUGUGCAGGAACGGCCGGUGCGUUAACACCGACGGCAGCUUCCAGUGCAUCUGCAACGCGGGCUUCGAAAUCACCCCCGAUGGCAAGAACUGUGUCGAUCAUGAUGAAUGUGCCACAACCAACAUGUGCCUCAAUGGGAUGUGUAUCAAUGAAGACGGCAGCUUCAAAUGCAUCUGUAAACCCGGCUUUGUGCUGGCUCCCAAUGGGCGCUACUGCGUCGACAUUGACGAGUGCGAGACCCCGGGCAUCUGCAUGAACGGCUGGUGCAUUAACACGGAGGGCUCCUUUCGCUGCGAGUGCCUGGGCGGCCUGGCUAUCGGCGUGGACGGGCGGGUGUGCGUGGACACCCACAUGCGCAGCACCUGCUACGGAGCCAUUAAGAAGGGCACCUGUGCCCGUCCCUUCCCAGGAGCAGUCACCAAGUCUGAAUGCUGCUGUGCUAACCCUGACCAUGGCUUCGGAGAGCCCUGCCAGCCCUGCCCAGCCAAAAACUCGGCCGAAUUCCAGGCACUCUGCAGCAGUGGCAUUGGAAUAACAGCUGAUGGCAGAGAUAUUAAUGAGUGCGCCCUCAACCCGGACAUCUGCCCCAACGGCAUGUGCGAGAACCUGCGCGGGAGCUACCGCUGCAUCUGCAACCUGGGCUACGAGUCAGAUCCCACGGGCAAGAACUGCGUGGAUGUCGACGAGUGCGCCGUCAAUCGCUUGCUCUGUGACAAUGGCCUGUGCCGUAACACGCCCGGCAGCUACACGUGCACCUGCCCCAAGGGCUUUGUCUUCAGGACGGAGACAGACACCUGCGAAGAUAUCAACGAGUGCACGUCCAACCCCUGUGUGAACGGGGUCUGCAGGAACAACGCCGGCUCCUUUGCCUGCGAGUGCUCCCCGGGCAGCAAACUGGACCCCAGUGGCACCAUCUGUGUGGACAGCAUGAAGGGAACGUGCUGGCUGAACAUCCAGGACGGGCGCUGUGAGGUGAACAUUAACGGGGCCACGCUGAAGUCGGAGUGCUGUGCCACACUGGGAGCGGCCUGGGGCAGCCCCUGCGAGCGCUGUGAGAUCGAUACCACCUGCUCCCGAGGGUUUGCCAGGAUGAAGGGGGUCACAUGUGAAGAUGUGAACGAGUGUGAUGUCUUCCCCGGCGUCUGCCCCAACGGACGCUGUGUGAACACGGCCGGCUCCUUCCGCUGCGAGUGUCCUGAAGGGCUGACCCUUGAUGGGACUGGCAGGACGUGUGUGGAUGUACGUGCGGAGCAGUGCUACAUGAAGUGGGAUGAGGAUGAGUGCACGGCACCCCUGCCGGGGAAGUACCGGAUCGACAUGUGCUGCUGCUCUGUGGGCUCAGCCUGGGGCAGCGACUGCGAAGAGUGCCCCAGAGCUGGCAGCAGCGAGUACAAGGCCAUCUGCCCCAGGGGCCCUGGCUUUGCCAACAGAGGGGACGUGCUCUCAGGCAGACCCUUCUACAAAGAUGUGAACGAGUGUAAGGUCUUCUCCGGCCUCUGUGCUCACGGGACCUGUCGGAACACCAUUGGCAGCUUCCGGUGCCUCUGCGGCAAUGGCUUCGCCUUGGAUGCCGAGGAAAGAAACUGCACAGAUAUCGAUGAGUGCCGCAUCUCGCCGGACCUGUGUGGCCAUGGCACCUGCGUCAACACCCCGGGCAGCUUCGAGUGCGAGUGCUUCGAGGGCUACGAGAGCGGCUUCAUGAUGAUGAAGAACUGCAUGGACAUCGACGAGUGCGAGCGGGACCCGCUGCUGUGCCGUGGAGGGAUCUGUGUCAAUACUGAGGGCAGCUUCGAGUGCAUCUGCCCCCCAGGCCACGAGCUGAGCGCAGAAGGCAAUGCCUGCGUCGAUAUCAAUGAGUGCUCCCUCAGCGACAGCCUGUGCCGCAACGGGCACUGCGUCAACAUCAUCGGCACCUACCAGUGCGCCUGUGACUCUGGCUUCCAGGCCACUCCGGACAGGCAGGGCUGCGUCGAUAUUGAUGAGUGCACCAUCAUGAACGGCGGCUGCGACACGCACUGCACCAACUCGGAAGGCAGCUACCAGUGCAGCUGCAGUGAAGGCUACGCGCUCAUGCCGGACAAGAGGUCGUGUACAGAUAUCGAUGAGUGCGAGGACAACCCAGAGAUUUGCGACGGUGGCCAGUGCACCAACAUCCCGGGGGAGUACCGCUGCCUCUGCUUUGAUGGAUUCAUGGCCUCCCUGGACAUGAAGACGUGCAUCGAUGUGAACGAGUGUGACCUGAACCCCAACAUCUGCCUGCACGGCGAGUGCGAGAACACCAAGGGCUCCUUCAUCUGCCACUGCCAGCUCGGCUACUUCGUCAAGAAGGGGACGACAGGCUGCACAGAUAUCGACGAGUGUGAGAUCGGUGCUCACAACUGUGACAUGCACGCCUCCUGCAUCAACGUGCCCGGCAGCUUCAAGUGCAAGUGCCGCACGGGCUGGCUUGGAGAUGGGCUGAAAUGCAACGACCUGGAUGAAUGUGCCACUGAAGAGCACAAGUGCAACCUGAACGCCAAUUGUGUGAACACACCUGGCUCCUACCGCUGCGCCUGCCGAGAGGGCUUCUCCGGCGACGGCUUUUCCUGCUCAGAUGUGGACGAGUGUGCGGACAACGUGAACCUGUGUGAGAACGGGCAGUGCCUGAACGCGCCCGGGGGCUACCGCUGCGAGUGCGAGAUGGGCUUCAACCCCACGGAGGACAGCAAGGCCUGCCAGGACAUUGACGAAUGCACCUUCCAGAACAUCUGCGUCUUCGGGAGCUGCCAGAACCUGCCUGGGAUGUUCCGCUGUGCCUGUGAUGACGGCUAUGAGCUCGACAGGAGCGGAGGCAACUGCACAGACGUCAACGAGUGCGCGGACCCCGUGAACUGCAUCAACGGGCUGUGCGUCAACACCCCGGGCAGCUACCUGUGCAACUGCCCCCAGGACUUUGAGCUGAACCCCACGGGAGUGGGCUGUGUGGACACCCGGGUCGGGAACUGUUUCCUGGACACUCAGGACCGUGGGGACGGCGGGAUCUCGUGCAGCGCUGAAAUCGGGGUGGGCGUCACUCGGGCCUCCUGCUGCUGCUCACUGGGCCGUGCCUGGGGGAACCCCUGUGAGCUCUGCCCUCCAGCCAACACAACUGAGUACAAGACCUUGUGCCCCGGAGGAGAAGGCUUCAGGCCCAACCCCAUCACAGUCAUCCUGGAGGAUAUCGACGAGUGCCAGGAGCUGCCAGGCCUCUGCCAGGGGGGCAACUGUGUGAACACUUUUGGCAGCUUCCAGUGCGAGUGCCCCCUGGGCUACUACCUCAACGAGGACACACGCAUCUGUGAAGAUAUUGACGAGUGCUCUGCCCACAUCGGGAUCUGUGGCCCUGGGACUUGCUACAACACCCUGGGCAAUUACACCUGCGUGUGCCCCCCGGAGUACAUGCAGGUCAACGGAGGAAACAACUGCAUGGACAUGAGGAAGAGCGUGUGCUACCGCAACUACAACGACACCUGUGAGAACGAGCUCGCCUUCAACAUGACCAAGAAGAUGUGCUGCUGCUCCUACAACAUCGGCAAGGCCUGGAACAAGCCCUGCGAGCCCUGCCCCACCCCCGCCAGCCCUGAGUACCAGAUCCUCUGUGGGAACCAGGCCCCUGGCUUUAUCAUCGACAUUCACACGGGGAAGCCAAUCGAUAUUGACGAGUGCAGUGAGAUCCCUGCUAUCUGCACCAAUGGCGUCUGCAUCAACCAGAUCGGCUCCUUCCGGUGCGAGUGCCCCAUCGGUUUCAGCUACAACAACAUUCUGCUCAUCUGCGAAGACAUUGAUGAGUGCAGCAGCGGGGAGAACCUUUGCCAGCGCAAUGCUGAUUGCAUCAACAUCCCGGGCAGUUACAGGUGCGAAUGCUCAACCGGAUACAAGCUGUCACCUAGCGGAGCCUGUGUGGGUCGCAAUGAAUGCCAGGAAAUCCCCAAUGUCUGCAGCCACGGGGACUGUGUGGACACCGAGGGCAGCUAUAUCUGCAUCUGUCACAACGGGUUCAAGGCCACAGGAGAACAAACCAUGUGCAUGGAUAUCGAUGAAUGUGACCGGCAGCCCUGUGGGAACGGCACCUGCAAGAAUACAGUCGGCUCCUACAACUGCCUGUGCUUCCCUGGCUUCGAGCUGACACACAAUAAUGACUGCAUGGACAUUGACGAGUGCUCCUCCCUGGGGGGGCAGGUGUGCCGGAAUGGCCAGUGUAUAAACAGCAUUGGCUCCUUCCAGUGCCUGUGCCAGGAAGGGUAUGACCGGACCCUGGAUGGGAAGAACUGUGUCGACAUCAAUGAGUGUGUGAGCCUGCCUGGAACCUGCUCUCCGGGGACAUGUCAGAACCUGGAAGGCUCUUUCCGCUGCAUCUGCCCCCCGGGGUACGAAGUGCAGAAUGACAACUGCAUCGAUAUCAACGAGUGUGAGGAAGAGCCCAACAUCUGCCUGUUUGGUACCUGCACCAACACCCCCGGCAGCUUCCAGUGCAUCUGCCCCCCCGGCUUCGUCCUGUCCGACAACGGCCGCAGGUGCUUUGACACCCGCCAGAGCUUCUGCUUCACCCGCUUCGACAAUGGCAAGUGCUCUGUCCCCAAGGCCUUCAACACCACCAAAGCUCGCUGCUGCUGCAGCAAGAUGCCUGGAGAGGGCUGGGGCGACCCCUGUGAGCUGUGCCCCCAGGAAGGAAACGUUGCCUUCCAGGAGCUGUGCCCGUACGGCCACGGGGCUAUCCCCGGCCCAGGCGAUACCCGGGAAGAUGUGAACGAGUGCGCCGAGAACCUCGGGAUCUGCAUCAACGGGGCUUGUAUUAACACUGAUGGCUCCUUCCGCUGCGAGUGUCCCUUUGGCUAUAAUUUGGAUUACACCGGAGUCAACUGUGUGGAUACCGAUGAAUGCUCCAUCGGCAACCCGUGUGGGAACGGGACCUGCACCAACGUGGUGGGAGGCUUCGAGUGCACCUGCGACGAGGGAUUUGAGCCGGGGCCCAUGAUGACCUGCGAAGAUAUCAACGAGUGCGCGCUGAACCCCCUGCUCUGCGCCUUCCGCUGCAUCAACACCUUCGGCUCCUACGAGUGCACCUGCCCCUUGGGAUACACCCUCCGGGAAGACAGGAGAAUGUGCAAAGAUCUGGACGAGUGCACAGAAGGCCUCCAUGACUGCGAGUCUCGAGGGAUGAUGUGCAAGAACCUCAUUGGUACCUUCAUGUGCAUCUGCCCCCCAGGAAUGCAGCGCAGACCCGACGGAGAGGGCUGUACAGAUGAGAACGAAUGCCGCACCAAGCCGGGGAUCUGCCCCAACGGCCGCUGUGUUAACAACGUGGGCAGCUAUCGGUGUGACUGCAACGAAGGCUUCCAAGCCAGUGCCUCAGGCACCGAAUGCAUCGACACCCGCCAGGGAUUCUGCUUCACUGAAGUGCUGCAGACCAUGUGCCAGAUGUCCUCCACCAACCGCAAUCCGGUCACCAAGUCUGAGUGCUGCUGCAAUGGUGCCCGCGGCUGGGGGACCCAGUGUGAGCUCUGCCCACUCCCAGGAACCACCCAGCACAAAAAGAUGUGUCCACAUGGGCCUGGGUACACCACUGAUGGGCGAGACAUCGAUGAGUGCAAGGUGCUGCCCAACCUCUGCAGAAAUGGACAGUGCAUCAACAGCAUCGGCUCCUUCCGCUGCCACUGCAAGCUGGGCUACACCACCGACAUCACGGGCACAGCCUGUGUGGAUCUGGAUGAGUGUAACCAGUCUCCUAAGCCGUGUAACUUCAUCUGCAAGAACACAGAGGGCAGCUACCAGUGCUCCUGCCCCAGGGGGUACAUCCUCCAGGAGGACGGAAAGACCUGCAAAGACUUGGAUGAAUGCUCCACCAAGCAGCACAACUGCCAGUUCCUGUGUGUGAACGUCAUCGGCGGGUUCAACUGUAAAUGCCCCCCUGGAUUCACUCAGCACCACUCCUCCUGCAUCGACAAUAACGAGUGUACAGCCCAGCCCACCCUGUGUGGAGCCAAAGGCCAGUGUCAGAACACGCCAGGCAGCUAUAACUGUGAAUGCCAGAAAGGAUUCUCCCUGGACAACUCUGGUAUCAACUGUGAAGAUGUGGAUGAGUGCGACGGGAACCAUCGCUGCCAGCAUGGCUGUCAGAAUGUCCUGGGAGGCUACCGCUGUGGCUGUCCUCAGGGCUAUGUGCAGCAUUACCAGUGGAACCAGUGUGUGGAUGAAAACGAGUGCUCCAGCCCCUCUGCCUGCGGCUCCGCCUCCUGCUACAACACUCUGGGCAGCUUCAAGUGCGUCUGUCCGUCCGGCUUCGACUUCGACCAGGCCUUCGGCGGGUGCCAGGAUGUGGACGAGUGCUCAGCCGGUGGCAGCCCCUGCAGCUACGGCUGCUCCAACACUGAUGGGGGCUACCUGUGUGGCUGCCCUGGGGGAUACUUCCGAGCUGGACAAGGGCACUGUAUUUCUGGACUCGGCUUCGGCAAAGGCUCCUACCUGCCUGCCCCUCCAGAGGAGGAUGAGGAGAACCUGCUCUCCCCCGAGACCUGCUACGAGUGCAAGAUAAAUGGCUACCCCAAGCGGGGCCGGCAGCGCCGCAGCAUCAACGGGACUGAGGGGCACCAGGAGCCCGCAGUGAGUCUGGCCAGCGUGGACAUUGAUGCUCCCCUGUCCAUGAGCCUGAACCUCUCGGCCCUGGACCACAAGGAGCACAUCCUGGAGCUGCUGCCGGCUGUAGAGCCCCUCGAAAACCAUGUGCGCUACGUGGUCUCUCAUGGCAACGAGGACGGCUACUUCCGCAUCCACCAGAAAGAAGGACUCAGCUACCUGCACCUCGGCCGCAAGAAGAUCAUGCCUGGCACCUACCUGCUGGAGAUCGUGAGCGUGCCCCUGUAUCGCAAAAAGGAACUGCAGAAACUGGAGGCCAAGAACGACCUCAACUACUUGGCAGGGGAGCUUGGCCAAGCACUCAGGAUGAGGCUUCAGCUCCAGCUUUACUAGCCACCACGAGAACCAACCAGCCACCCAGCCAGCCACAGCCCAGUUCUUAGCAGCGCCACCCACACCUGGAAACAAACCCCUUUGCUAUUGCCGCACCCCUGUGCCAGCACCUCGCCGGCCACACUGUCCGACUGCUGGGAAAUGCGCCCCUGGACUCAGCACUGGGCCCUGGGCAGCUAAGGGCUGCUCUGCUUCACAGAGCACCUGUGUUACGCACCAAGCAACCCCCCAAAAGAGCUUGUGAAAUCUUUGUCCAUGGUUUGAAACCCUGUUGUCUGGAGCUGUGUCUCCCUCUGUGCUCUCAUCCCCUGCAGUGGGCGGCCCUGUCCUCUUCCCUUAAACAUGACACUGUUAGUCUGAGCUGACAAGGAUUUUCCCAUUGAAACCUCCCUGUCUUCCACGGCCAGGGGCCGCUCGCCAUCCACAAGCUAGGAGAUGGGCGGUGGCUGAGGACAGAGCUCAGAUGUGACCUCUAAAGAAGCUGCUGUAUUGGUGCCAUUUCCCAACAUAUCUGGUUUUUCCUUUGCUUCUGCAUUGCCAUAAUGGUGCUCUGGAAAAUCCUCCUCAGCUGAUACUGGCUGCUCGCUAUCUGCCGCGCUCUUUUUUUAUAUUGUGUUCCAUCAGGUCCUGCGUUUGUCCCUUUGCAUGGCAAAAAAAAGUUAAUUUGGCCCCACUUGGAGUGAAGGGCCAGUUUGGAUUAUGCCAUGUAACCUCACACUGCAAGCUAGCCAGUCUGAAGGACUGCAGGUUUCUGUUCCAGUUUAAGGCUUCAAUACCGCAGUGUUCUGAACAUGUGCAAUACUAGCUGGUACUGCUGGCACCCUCUCCACAGAGCGGAGUUUGGAAGGGUUGUUCCUACAGCUCCAGCAACUGCAGAGGUUAACGUACGUUCUUCUGUCACCAGCAGGUGCUGAGUAGCUUUGGGGGAGGCGUACAGUUGUAUGCUUUGAUUGUGGUUGAACAAACUCAAUUGCCACGAGAGAUGUAGUGAGUCUUAGCACAGCACAGAUAGGCCCUUCCUGCUGGUAGGAAUUGGGGGUGAUUUGGCCCAGUGGGGGGAUCCUAGACCCACUGCUGGGAGUGUUUGCGAGUUCCCCUAGAGGUCCCCCCGAGCAGGAGCAGGAGAGGUGUGCUCAGAAAUGGCACUGCAGGCCCACAGGGGAGAGGGACAUGGCUCAUGGGCAUUUAGGCCCAUAUUUUCAAAAUGGUCCCUGAUUUUGGGUGCCAGUUUGGAGGUGUCUGGUUUGAGUCACCUCAGGGCCUUUGGCCAGACACCCACAGUCGGGGGCACUUGCAAAUAUGGGAUUCCGCUCUGGUCACUCCAACGUGAUGUCAGAAAUACUAAUCCUCUGAUCAAUGCAGACAAACUAAAUGCACUAAAAACAACCUGCAAAAUCAGAUUGCAAAGAAUCUGUCUCCUUGCUGCCGCCGAUGGCCUGAGCAAAGAGGUUGGUACUGACAGCCCUUGCCUCCUGCCAAGAGGGUGAUUUUUCAUACGACUGUUUUGUACAAGGCCAUUUUCUAGUUUUGCAUGAAACUCUUUUUUCCGUUUUUUGUGUAAGUCGGUUUUGGGGUUUGUUUUUGUUUGUUUGUUUGUUUUUUGGUUCUGCAUCAACACUGUGCAUCAGCAAAAGGAAACAAAGGUGCUAAUUCACUCAUGGUAACACACAAGACUACCUGAUAGAUCCCCAGAUCAAUGGUGCUUUCAGCUCGCGGAAGCUGGUGCUGGUACUGAAUCGUCAGGGUUACUGCACUGCAUCCACCCUUCAUAUUUAUGUAUAACCACCAAUGUUACAACUGCUUGUUGUUGUGAGGAGGGCAUAUUCCUGUAGCUUUUUUGGUACUUUGGGGUGGGGGUUGUUUUUCAUUUCUGUUCUUUCCUGGGAUGCUGCCACCCCAUGGCAUGUAGGGGAAGUGUGUGUAUACUGUACUUUGGCUAAUAUCAAACUUGAAAACUCUUUUGCAUAAUGCAGCUGUAAACAACACAGAGCUGGAUUUUGCAAGAGUACCAGACCUCAUGACGUGACAGGUGGCCUGUUUUUGUUUUGUUUUUUUACCAAAGGGUGCUUUUAAAAAAAUUAAUAAUAAUAAAUUAGCAGAGGCGGGGUUUUGUGUGUGUGUGUUGAGCCAAACGUGUCAAAUGAGAAAGUGAAAUGUUUUCAUUCAUUCCAGUCUAGUGUGGUGAUUUGUGUUCAUUGACAUUUCUUGCUAGUUGGUUUUCAGAUGUGCUGGGCACACCCAGUGCAGAAGCUGUGCCACCUUGCCCCGCAGAGCGAGCGUCUCUUUGUGGAUUCCUUUUUGUAUCAGAAGCAACGGCAACAAUAAAAUUAUUUUGGGUUAAA
Molecule: messenger RNA, 10191 nt
Organism: Mauremys reevesii (Reeves's turtle)
Lineage: Eukaryota; Metazoa; Chordata; Testudines; Geoemydidae
Gene: FBN3
Product: fibrillin 3
Exons: 58
Coding region: 191-7849 (2552 amino acids)
Molecular function (GO): calcium ion binding
Source: RefSeq, a predicted model, not a curated record